This is a messenger RNA of Juglans microcarpa x Juglans regia, 390 nucleotides long. RefSeq names its product putative lipid-transfer protein DIR1. NCBI's taxonomy places the organism in Eukaryota, Viridiplantae, Streptophyta, Magnoliopsida, Fagales, Juglandaceae. The transcript has a single exon. Gene Ontology annotation, molecular function: fatty acid binding. Gene Ontology annotation, biological process: systemic acquired resistance. The record is from RefSeq and is a predicted model, not a curated record. Bases 84 to 386 code for a protein of 100 amino acids.
UCUCUCUAUAUAACUGUAAAAGAGUUACUCAUUGCCAUGUCUGUGAAGAGAAAGUGAACUGACUGAGCUUUCUAUUGUUGGAAAUGGAGAUGGGAAGGAAGCUGGUGUUGGCGUUUUUGAUGGUUGCAGUACUGCUUGAGGGGUCGAGGGCUGCUGUGAAAUUGUGUGACAUGGAUGAUGAUGGUCUUUCAGCGUGCAAGCCAUCGGUGACUCAGCCCGACCCUGUUGACCCAACGCCUGGCUGUUGUCAGGCUCUUUCUGGGGCUGACUUGAAGUGCCUUUGUUCCUAUAAGAACUCGAUGGUGCUGCCUGCUCUUGGCAUCGACCCUGCUCUUGCCAUGGCUCUACCUGCCAAGUGCAGCCUCACCCCUCCUGCCGACUGCUAAGGUU